CCGGAAAUAAAGAGCGGGAGGUUGGCGGCGGGGCGUCACGUGACCGGCAGGGACUUGGCGUCACGUGGCCAUGGCGGCGCGUUUGAACAGCAACGUGAAGAAGGGUGAAGCCAUUCUGGACCUCACCAAAUACAUCAACAAGGGCGUCCACGUGAGGUUUUUCGGGGGUCGUGCCGUGAGCGGGGUCCUCAAGGGGUUCGACCACCUGGUGAACCUCGUGUUGGACGGGGCUACCGAGUACCUUCGAGAUGCAGAAGAGCCGUACCGCAUGUCUGGAGACACACGGCCGUUGGGCCUUCUGGUUUGUCGCGGCACCUCCAUCAGCCUGCUGGGCCCCCAGGACGGCUUCCAGGCCAUCGACAACCCCUUUCCGUCGCCCAGCAGCGACACCAGCAGCGGCACGGAGAGCAGCCCCGGAUCCACGGGGACCUGGGAUCAGAUGCUUCGUGGUCUUGAGGACACUCGGCUUCCGAGGGAAGCGGAGGAGAUCGGUCACGUUUGCACGCGUCGUUGAGUCUAAAGGAAGACGCAGAGGAAAUGCGGUCAACGAAUGAGCGUUAUUAUUAUUGUUAUUAAGUGCACUAUUGUUAGUUUAACGGUGUUUGUCGUGCGGAGGAGGUGAUGUAGCGCCGUGGAAAUAGCAGCGCUGGCUCGGGGUCUACUGCACCCUUGAGCGGAGGGGCACUUUAUUAUUUAACGAUUAUUUAAUUAUUCGAAGAGGUCCUUAUUUACCGGAGAUAAUUACAGUGUAGUGAAUUCAGCGUCUUUUUGUUGUCAUAAAAAUAGAAAACUUAGGAUAUCGAGUAAUGUUUAAAGGUCAUUGGACUUUGCUGAUGAAUGUAACUGGUUGUUAAUCAGUUGCCAGGCUACAUUUGUAAGAGCGUUGCAUCUGACCCAUCCUGUACUCCAAGCAGCCGGCUAAUAAUUCGGAGGGAAAUUUUUGUUUUAAAUUUAAUGACAGGAUGGAAAAGCAACCUUUUGAAAUGUGUUCUAGUUGAAUACUAAGUUUUUUUUGUCAACCAUUUCAAGGAGGCAGCAGUAGGCCCUGUACGGAUCGCAGCGACACCGCCGGGACGCUGCUUGGGUGGCGCGUUCACAAGUGCGGCGAUUCUACGAUCGUCCAAUGCGGGGCGUGGUGUCGCGAGGUCUGUGGUUGUCGUGGGAGAGAGAAGCCCGGUGCUUCCACAGUCGGUUACUCGACGAGGUUUUUGUUUGCAAAAACGUAUAUGUAAUCGUCGAUAGAAUAACAAAAUAAUAGCAUCUACUACAGCAAAAGUAUCAAUAAUGCUGUGCGUUAUCUAUCUGGCCAGGUGGUUAGUGGACAACUUGCUCGUUAAAGUCGAGGGUUGCAGUUUAACAUCCCAGUUGGAGUUGAAACCGACCCAUCGUCUCUCCGUGGAGGCACGAGGAGGAGGGUGGAGGCACGAGGAGGAGGCGGUUUCAAUGCAAAUGGCCCCAGCGCCACAACUCAUGAUUUGAUGCUUUUUAGGGAAUAUCUUGGCAUCUCAAACCCGCUGUUUCACUGAUCUUGAUAUUCGUUGCAAUGGAAACAAAUACGAAAUCGUCGUGUGCUGGAGGUGUUGCUGAUGGCCCGAAUCGACCCAUCCAUUCCUCCGGUGUUAAUAAAACAAGUACAAUGGUGGAAA
This is a messenger RNA of Petromyzon marinus (sea lamprey), 1646 nucleotides long. RefSeq names its product U6 snRNA-associated Sm-like protein LSm7. Gene Ontology annotation, biological process: mRNA splicing, via spliceosome; nuclear-transcribed mRNA catabolic process. NCBI's taxonomy places the organism in Eukaryota, Metazoa, Chordata, Hyperoartia, Petromyzontiformes, Petromyzontidae. Gene Ontology annotation, cellular component: spliceosomal tri-snRNP complex; U2-type prespliceosome; catalytic step 2 spliceosome. Gene Ontology annotation, molecular function: RNA binding. The record is from RefSeq and is a predicted model, not a curated record.